Molecule: messenger RNA, 831 nt
Organism: Symbiodinium natans
Lineage: Eukaryota; Dinophyceae; Suessiales; Symbiodiniaceae
Source: the annotation of a GenBank genome assembly
AUGUCCAUUCCGUGUGGGAGAUGCCAAGUGAUCCAAGAUGUGGCCAACGGCUGGGAAGGCCUCUGUCUGGGAUUGCAGCUACAGAGUACACAAUUUACCCAAGAAGAAUGCCGAGGCAUUUGCUGUGACGAUGCCGACUGCGAGGUUUGGCAGUGGGGCAACACGCGAGAAAACUCCGGCGCAAGGCUUGGACAAUGCUACACUGGCCGUGGCCUGGAAUGCCAAAGCGAACGCUUUGAUGACUUUCUUGUCUUAGCCGGCCAGCGUAUCUCCCAUGGCACCGUCUCAGAGACCAUCCGUUUGGAAAAAGGGCGGUGGUGCCGUGGGAUUGGCAUGAAGCAAGCCGACGUCAGGGCAAAAAAUGCCAUCGGCACCUACAAAACAGAAGUUCUGCAAUGCAGGGACGCUUGCUAUGCCGAUUCUGCCUGUUCAAUUUGGGAACAUAGCACACAGGACGGCUGUUGGUAUGGCUAUUCUGAUGAGUGCUCCAGGUCCUUUCCUGAGGCUGCCACAAUGGUAGCUGGGGAGCGCGUGGCUCGUGCUUGUGGACCAGGAGUGCAGACAGAGGAGGCAACUGACUACAUCAAGGUGUUUGGAAUCAUAGGAUUUGUGGCGUUUCUGCUGUUCUGCUUUGGUGUGCUCGCGGUGGGCUGCGCAGCUCUAACUGGCUCAGCGGACUCUUACAAGAAAAGUUUGUCCAGAGGUCAGACGGAGGAUUUGGAGCGACUUCCAGAGCAUCCGACAAGAGCAGUGAUCGACGCCAAGUCAAUGCCCAAGUCAAUGCCUAGACAAGCCGGCGUCUAUGGCCACUAUGGCCACAGAAGGCCUUAG